UUCCAAAUUUUACCCCGGGAUCCCGAUGGACCCGAUUCCACCCCCUCUCCCAUGUUAAAAUUUUUCCAAGAAUAUAUUUUAAAAACCCUAAUAAAAGUUAAUAAAAAUGUCAGAUAACAUUCCAUUUGAAUUGCAAGGUGAAAUAAUCAAAUGGGUUGAUGUAAAAUCAUUGCUUAAAUUCAGGUCGGUUUCAAAAGAAUGGAAGUCACUCAUCGACAGCCCCGAGUUCGCCGCUGAUUACUGCGUCCACCAAUCGCCGCCCCACCGUUUGCUAAUAAGGUUUCUUUGGUCUCAGGCUGCUCUUGACGGUGUUAUUUAUUGGCAUGCUUUUGAGAUGAUUAAGGUAGAUAAUGGUACAUUUCGGCAUCACAAUCUGAUUAUGUCGUUUGACUUGAAUAGUGAGGGGUUCGAAGAAGUGUGCCUUCCAGAUAAUUUAGCACGCCUAUAUAAGGAAAGGUUAUCUAUCCAUAAGCGAAUGGAGUCUCUUGUAGUUCUUGAAAUCAUUAAAACUGGAACAUCUUAUGGUGUAUGGAUGAUGGAGCAAGGUGUUACUAAAUCGUUUACAAAACUGUUCAAUGUUACGACAUGGGAUUCGCAUUUUUUUAAAGUACAUGGAUUUUUGAAGAAUGGUGAACCUGUAGUUUCCCAUGGAUAUGGAUCUGUUACACUUUUUGCUUAUGACCCUUACUCAGAAAAAUUCAAGGAUCUAGUGAUUAUUGGACGCUGUGUUAGCUUAUCUGUGAACUCCUACAUGGAAACUCUUCUUUUGAUUGAUCAAUGAAAUUUUUUAGUGUUUAUUUGGGCAUAAAUGUCAGGCCAUGCUAGUGGUUGCAUUUCAAAGUGUGGAGCUUUGGGGUGGGCGCACAAGGUAUGGAAAUAGAAGUGGAAUUAAACCAUAGAUUAGUUGAAGUUAAUGAAGAGUUUAAUGCUUUUCGUAAUUUAUAUGGAUAGAUUAUGUUUGUUAGUAGUGGGAUUAAUGUGUCUAAUCUUUAUUUUGUUGAAUCUGAAGGAUAAAAAUAGUAAACUUUUUUUACUUA
Erigeron canadensis is the source of this 1037-nucleotide messenger RNA. RefSeq lists its product as uncharacterized. Lineage: Eukaryota; Viridiplantae; Streptophyta; Magnoliopsida; Asterales; Asteraceae. The coding region runs from base 107 to 781 and encodes 224 amino acids. The transcript is spliced from 2 exons. The record is from RefSeq and is a predicted model, not a curated record. Gene Ontology annotation, molecular function: protein binding.